Molecule: messenger RNA, 665 nt
Organism: Racocetra fulgida
Lineage: Eukaryota; Fungi; Glomeromycota; Glomeromycetes; Diversisporales; Gigasporaceae
Source: the annotation of a GenBank genome assembly
CUUUGGACGUUGAAGAGACACUUUUAUAUGAUAUAGCCUUAAAUAAAUAUAAAGAAGUAAACUUAACUGAAGAGAAUAUUAAAGAAAUCCUGAAAGAUAACGAUGUUGAGACAGGAAAGAUUCAACUAGUACACCUAGGAACCUUUAGAACUGUUGAUAAUAUACAGGAUGAAUUGUUUCAAACUCCUGAUACUGAUGACCCUAUUGCACACGUACUCUUACAUCCAAAUGUAAAACCAAUUCUUCCAAAAGGUUCAUCAAUUUAUCAUGUUAGUAAAGAAUUUGGAACGGCUACGAUGGAUGGAUUAGAACAUGUUGUUACAGCUUUGGCGCAGGGACAAUCUAUAAACUGCCGAUUUUUAUGGAACGUUGAUAUCCUCAGCGAUAAUCCAUCACAAUUCCGAAAAUUUUGGGUUUACCUAAUUGGACCCGCAACAAAUCAUCCACUUUUUGAUUUGACUUUUCAAGCAUCCAGUGCUCUUGAAAUAUAUUCAGCGCCACAAGGAUUACCUCUGGAAUGGUACACUCUUGUAAUUGAUAGAGCCCAAACAAUAACCUUUGUUUCUGAAACCAUGGCAAAAGAAAUGGUAGAAAGAUCUUUGGAUUCUCGUGCAAAGAAAUUAAUUAUGCCGAGCAUUGUUCAUCGUGCAUCAAAAGGUCAUUGA